GGGAAGCAGCUGUUCGCAGAGGCGCUAAUGGAUGGCACUAUGGAAGGUUUCUUCAAGCUCAUAGAGCAAUUCCGAACGCAGGAUGAGCCGGCAUACUGCGGGCUGGCCAGUUUGGCAAUGGUCUUGAACACCCUAGCGAUAGACCCUCGGCGAGCUUGGAAGGGCCCUUGGCGCUGGUUCCAUGAACAAAUGCUGGACUGCUGCUUGCCCAUACUACGGGUUGCAGAGGAGGGGAUUGCCGCCUGCUUGGCGCGGUGCAACGGAGCGAGAGUGGAGGUGAGGCAGUCCGGCAGUUUCAGCGUGGAGGAUUUUAGGGAAGACGUGCAGCAGGCUUCGCAAUCAGAGACGGAGCACCUCAUAGUCUCCUACUCCCGGAAGCAAUUCCUGCAGACCGGUGAUGGGCACUUCAGCCCUGUGGGAGGGUACCAUGCACGCAGAGACCUCGUUCUCAUUUUGGACACGGCAAGGUUCAAAUACCCACCGCACUGGGUUCCGCUGACGGAGCUCUUUGAGGCAAUGAAGCGGGUUGACCCGACGACUAAUCAACCCAGGGGCUACAUGAAGAUGGGUGCAUUCCCCAGGCUCGACUCCGUGCUGUUCACCCUCAAACGACGUGGCGAGUGA
Molecule: messenger RNA, 624 nt
Organism: Coccomyxa subellipsoidea C-169
Lineage: Eukaryota; Viridiplantae; Chlorophyta; Trebouxiophyceae; Coccomyxaceae
Exons: 6
Biological process (GO): detoxification of copper ion; phytochelatin biosynthetic process; response to metal ion
Molecular function (GO): glutathione gamma-glutamylcysteinyltransferase activity; metal ion binding
Source: RefSeq, a predicted model, not a curated record